Molecule: messenger RNA, 2675 nt
Organism: Microtus ochrogaster (prairie vole)
Lineage: Eukaryota; Metazoa; Chordata; Mammalia; Rodentia; Cricetidae
Gene: Snx8
Product: sorting nexin 8
Biological process (GO): early endosome to Golgi transport; intracellular protein transport
Cellular component (GO): early endosome membrane
Molecular function (GO): phosphatidylinositol binding
Source: RefSeq, a predicted model, not a curated record
CGCGCGGGCUCACAUGACUGGCCGUGCGAUGGACCCGCUGCCCUCGGCGGCAGUCGCUGCGGCAGCUGAGGCGGAGGCUGACGAGGAGGCGGAUCCGCCGGCGACAGGCCCACAACCAUCCCAGGUCACUGAGCAGCAGGACCUGGACCCUGGGCGAAUGCAGAUGCCGCAGGGGAACCCGUUGCUGCUGUCCUACACCCUGCAGGAGUUGCUGGCCAGGGACACGGUGCAGGUAGAGCUCAUCCCUGAGAAGAAGGGCCUGUUCCUCAAGCAUGUGGAGUAUGAGGUUUCCAGCCAGCGUUUCAAGUCCUCUGUGUACAGACGCUACAAUGACUUUGUGGUCUUUCAUGAAGUGCUGCUUCACAAGUUCCCGUACCGCAUGGUGCCAGCCCUUCCACCCAAGAGAGUGCUGGGAGCCGACAGGGAGUUCAUUGAGGGCCGCCGGAGGGCCCUGAAGCGCUUCAUCAACCUCGUGGCACGGCAUCCGCCCUUCUCAGAGGAUGUGCUCCUCAAAAUCUUCCUCUCUUUCAGUGGCUCAGAUGUUCAGCACAAGCUCAAGGAGGCGGCCCAAUGCGUUGGAGAUGAAUUCACGAACUGUAAACUGGCUGCUAGGGCCAAGGACUUCCUCCCAGCUGACAUCCAGACCCAGUUUGCCAUGAGUCGGGAGCUGAUUCGAAAUGUCUACAAUAGCUUCUACAAGCUUCGAGACAGAGCCGAGCGGAUUGCGACCCGGGCCAUUGACAAUGCUGCCGAUCUUCUCAUAUUCGGGAAGGAGCUCAGUGCGUUAGGCUCUGACACAACCCCUCUGCCCUCCUGGGCUGCUCUGCACCUCAGCACGUGGGGCUCCCUGAAGCAAGCGCUCAAGGGCCUGUCCGUGGAGUUUGCGCUGCUUGCAGACAAGGCUGCUCAGCAGGGUAAGAAGGAGGAGAACGAUGUGGUGGAGAAGCUGAACCUCUUCUUGGAUUUGCUACAGUCCUACAAAGACCUGUGCGAGCGGCAUGAGAAGGGCGUGCUUCACAAGCAUCAGCGGGCAUUGCAUAAGUACGGCCUGAUGAAGAGGCAGAUGAUGAGCGCCGCGCAUGGCCGAGAGCCCGAGUCUGUGGAGCAGCUGGAGUCACGCAUCGUGGAGCAGGAGAACGUGAUCCAGACUAUGGAGCUCCGAAACUACUUCUCCCUGUACUGCCUGCACCAGGAGACGCAGCUCGUCCACGUCUACCUGCCUCUCACCUCGCACAUCCUGGGGGCCUUCGUGAACUCCCAGAUCCAAGGGCACAAGGAGAUGAGCAAGGUUUGGAAUGACCUGAAGCCGAAGCUGAGCUGCCUCUUUGCUGGACCUCACAGUGUGCUGACACCACCGCGCUCCCCACAGGAGGAUGGCGUGUGCUCCCACUAGUGGCAAGGCCCACAGCAGAGCUCCCUGUGGCCUCACUAAAACCUCUUUGCAAACAAUGUGUCCCUGGCUGAUUUCCUCCAGGCAGCAGCCACUGCCCCGAGCUGCCUGUGGGCUGUGCUGGUGGUCUUUGUGGCGUGGCUCCCUGCUCCUGGACAGGAGGUCUAUGUGCCCCCAGCCUGCCCCAUGGCCUGUUGAUCGGGUCAGUAGUGGGAAAUUAGGAUGCAUUGGAAUGGAUUGUGCCCAAUGCCCACAGUGUGAAGGGUCACCAAGUGCUGGGGAGCCUAGGGGCUAACCUAGCAGCAAAGAGGUGUGGGGCCGGCCUGCCCUGUGACCUGGCCAGGAGCUGGCCGGUCUCUGAGGAUGGAUCUGUGAUGGCAGAUGAGGGCCUGGAAGGUGUAUUAGAGGCCAGGCAGGAAGUAUGAUGCCCAGUGGUUUGGUGCUUUGGAGGAAAUGUCUCAUUCCAGUGCUGUCUGUGGAGCCCUGUUCCAAGGCCUCUUGAGGUGCACCGUAGAUGAGGGCUCAGGGUCCUUUCUUGUGUUAGGUUUUGUAGGGUGGGAGUGAGGAGGGGUUAUGGAGGAGCACUGGAGAUGGGCAUCCCUGUUGGGUGCCCAGGCCUCAGGGUCAAGAGUGUGGGUCACUUCCCCCAGGCUAUCAGGCAGCAGGUUCCAGCUGGAUGUGAACUGCCUCCUAACCAGCCUGCUGCCGCUCCAGUGCAUCCCCCCCACCUCCCCACCUCCGUGCUGUGCUUUUAGUGCUCUACUCCCCCCAGCCUGGCGAUAGAGCCUGCCUUCUCUCACAUAGUCACUCCCCUGCCUGGCUGUGGGUACCUAUCUCCAAACUUGAGGUUCCAUCCCCAGGGUGCAAGGGAACCAAGAGUCCCUGCACCCCUCUGGCAUCCUGCUGCCCGAGCCUGUGUGCCACACCACAGCCAUGCUUGGGGCUGCCAGAAAGAUGGGAAGCACAAGCAUCGAUGGAUCUCCCCCCUCCCCCUUUUCCUGGGCCGAGCAGGGGCCAGCUUCAGCCUUAACUGGACAGUCCGGGGCCAGCACAAUGGGAGCAAAGGGAGAACACCUUUGGGUGUUUCCUACUCAGUGUUAGCCUGCCUGGCUUAAGAGGCAAGGCAGAGGCAGCAGGGCUCCGAGACAUUUCUGUGGGGACUUUAAGGGAUUAGUCAGGAAGCUGGUGCUGUGGGAUUCCGCUCGCUCGAUGAAUGAAGCACUUUAUGGACUGCGGGAAUCAGUUACUGCCACACCCAAUAAACUGGAAGUGUUUACAGAUGGUU